CUCACCCCCACCUCGGUCACCAGAGCGGGCGCAGCGGCGACCAGUUGGCCCGGAGAUGCGAUCCCUUCUGCCGCUGACGCUCUGUUGCGUCAGCCUGGUGUGCUUCCAGGCGCUGUUGGCGGAGGAGCUCUUCAGCUUGGACUAUCUCAACGAGCUAACCGACACCGAACAGGAUCCACGGUUGGUUCCCGCGGCGCAAACCGACGCCGCCAGUCCAGCCGAGAAACGGCCUCUCCGACACCUCCCGCCGCCUGAGGCGAGCAGAAGCAACCCCGCUCUGGCGUGGGCGCAACCCGCCGAGCGUCCGGGGGUCAACGGGAGACCGCAGAGGACCCGCCGCCACGCCCACCGGGGCGCCCAUCACUACCCCCAUCACGCCCAGCUGAUGCGAGUGGGUUGCGUGCUGGGAACCUGCCAAGUACAGAACCUCAGUCACAGGCUUUAUCAGCUUAUCGGCCAGAGCGGGAGAGAGGACUCGUCCCCUAUUAAUCCCAGGAGCCCCCACAGCUACGGAUGAAAGACGCCCGCCCCGCUACCCACCCUGACCCACAAUUUUUAUCUUUAUUUAUCUCUUUAAUAUAUUAGUCCGGUAUUACAGUCCACGUCACCUGGAUCACUACUGUGCCUCUUUACUUUUCAGGCCAUUUGUCCAAUUUAGCACCUCGCAGCAACCUGAGAAUGUUUGCAUUUUUUUCCACAGACGGACAACCUAAGCAACCUCAGUCGGACUUGCUAAUCCUGUUAAUGUAAGGACGACGGCUUGUCUUCAACUCCACCCUGUGCCUCGCUGAUCAAACACCCCGAAUUCUUGAUUCAGCCCUCACGUUGCGCUCAGUGCCAGUCAUGUCAGAUCCCAUUCGGACACAUUUUAAGAUAUAACCAAGAGCAUUCGGGGGGAUGGGGGGGGGGGGGGUCUACGGGGGCUGUUUGAUCCUGGAAACGCUCUUUCGAAGAAUGUGGAUUUCUGAUCAAAGUAACACUGAAAAAAUCUGGAAAUGUUGUUGGAUGGAAAACCUUUUGAGAAUGUAUUUCAUUUCCUCAAUACCCGUGUCUUAAUAUACUCGUUGUCCUCACCAGCAAGUUAAUUCCGGAUACUGGUAGAACAACCCUAUUUCCAGUCAACAAAACUUACCGUAAUACCCGGCCUACAGAGCGCACCUGGUUAUAAGCCUCACCCAGUACAUAUAAAGUAAGUUUCUUUCGGCUUGUCCCGGAAGGGGUCGCCACAUCGUGUCAUCUCAGAUGAACGGACAUAUUUGUUUGGCACAGUUUUUACGCCGGAUGCCCUUCCUGACGCAACCCCUCAUGGAGAGUAGAGGCUCCAGUGGGAUACGAACUCAUGACCCCUGGUUUACCAAUCCAAUGCUCUAAAUUUGUGAAGGAAAUACCAUUUGGUACAUAAAUUCGCCGCAGCUGUGUAAAAGUCGCAAGUGCCCACAUUGAAACACGGGAUAUAUACAAAGAAAGAUGGCACACAGAACAAAUUUAACGCUAGCGCGGCGCUAAUGCUAACGCUAGAGCGGGACUAACGCCAAUGCUACCGUGAAGCUAAUGCUAACGUGGCGCUGACAGGGCCGGUUAAAAAAAAAAAAAAACUUACCUGUAAAAAUCACUGAGAAAUGCCAGUAACACAGCAGCAACAUGCUACCACAGUGCUAACGCUAGUGCAGCACUAAGAUGGCCGGUAAGAGUCACUUCCUCGGCAUAUAUAUCCCACCGGUCUCACUCUUAUCUUUUCCCAUGGAGUGCCCCCCUCGCAGCCGUUAGACAAAAUGCACAAAUUAGCCGCAUCAAGCAUAAACCGCAGGGGUUGAGAGCGAGUGGAAAAAAGUCGCGGCUUGUAGGCCGGAAAUUACGGUACUAGUAAACUACUGUGCGAGGAUAUCAAAUGAAUGUUCAGUAAAUGUUGAAUUGCAACAUUUACAAAAGACUGCAAUAAACCGAUUAGGAUUGCCCGGCUCAUUCCCGCUCUUAACGACUGCCGGCUAAAUCAAAACAAAAACUCUUGUGAAUAAACGUAUGACGCAGAUUAACCCCAGAGUCGGGAAAAGCGCACGGGAAGUGUCAUGUCCCUGAUCAAAAUGUCAAUAGUCACGUUGUGUCAGCAGUAGCCAUGUGGAGCCGUGUUCAAAGUGUGGAAAUAUUAGGCCCUUUCAGGUGAUUCAUAAAUUCCCCCCACGGGUCGGGACUUUGGGGUUGACGGCAGUUUAUUAAAGCUGACCUAAUCUUUGCAGUCAUAUGCAGGAACAGCGGGAUCGGCGGGGGUAAUUCUAUACGAGUACCUGAUAAUACUUGACAAACGGAGGUCAUUCUCUGCACGUGAUUUUAUUUCUGUUCAUAUUCUGUAUUCUCCCCGCUAUGGAAUUAAAGACGUGCCACCAGGAUUUGAAUUUGAAAUGUAAACCAAACAGCCAGCCAAUCGCAGUUACGCUUUCUUCGGAUGUGACGUCACGUGACUACAAAAGCGUAACUGCGAUUGGCUGGCUCUUCGGUUCUGACCUGAAGUAACCCUGCCUGGUGGCACAGACGGUGAAUUUCAGACCGCGAAUUGUAGCAACUAUUGAAAAUGUCAUCACUUUACAUUUUAACUUCAAAUCCUGUUUUCUGCGGCAUUUCAAAUUAAAAUCCUGCUGGCACAUAUUUACUCCCAUAACCCCUCUUCCCCCCCUGCAGGGGAGCAUCAAGGCCACGGCGAGAAAGAAAACUGAGUCAUGGUAAAUUGAAAUAAAGUUAUCUUGUGGAAAUUGCAAACGUUACAAUUCAAACUUGAUUUAUUUUGAACUUCAGUGUAGCCCAAAAUACGUCAUUAACAUGACAUAACCUUGCAGUUUUAUGCCUGUAAUAUUGCAUCAUUAUCAGAAUGCUAUGGUUUAACCCCCAAAAAUAUACCCUUAAUUCUACAACAUGACAAUUAUAAUAUUCUAACAUAAGUCACUUUAUUUGUAGCAUUAGAAAGUUUGAAUAACCCGAGAUAAAGCCGGAACUUUUUUCCGCCCCCAUCCAAAUAGGCCACUUGAGUCAGUGUGAGAAUUUUGACGUUUUUCCAAGUUUUCACUUGGCUCACAACAGAAAGGUUGCCUUUUUCAGGAAGGGUGACCGUUUAAUCCCGUAACGUUCGAAUUUUAGCGCCAUUCUCUACGGCCCCAUUACUGUACUCCCAAAACUCUUUCAUGUGCUUGCCUUCGGGAUCAUGAGGACACAGGGUAAUACUCGCCGGUUCACUAGUCUUAACUCUAAUCUGCUUGCGAAGGUGAAACACGCCACUCUGUCUGGUGUAAUUGAGCUAAUCAAUGUCUUGUGAUAUAGAUUGUUAUUAAAAAAAAAGCUUUUGGCGUACUGACAACCCUUUGGUGAACUUCUGGAAGUUGUUUGUGUUAUCUCACCGUUUGUUUAAAAGUGCCGCGGAUCUGUGGAUAUAUUUGUUGUUGCUUUUGUGACGUCGAGUGCGUGGCCAUCAGUCCUGCCCCACCCCCUUCACUGGACUGGCUAUCGCAAAUACACACAAAAAGCAUCAGGGUCGUAUGCCUGAUCACAAACGUAGCUCCUUUUUUUUGUAAAUGUCACAUUUGAAUAUUUUUAAACACGCCAGUGCACUCCUCGCGGUGUCGGAGUCAACUGUGAAUCCCGUGUGUACAUAGAUGCCUUCAGACGAGCUAUUUAAAAUAAAAAUGUAUCUAUUUAAGUUAUAUUUAUGUGUUCAUACGUGUAUGUCACCAAAGACUCGUGUCACAUUUUGUUCCCCUCUUUGAAAAUGUGACACAAUGGUAGAAAUGUAAAAAUGUCCAUGUUGUCCAGUAUGUAAAAUAAAACGCAACGCUGUACUGCAUAGAACCCAUCGAGUGUGAGUUGUAUGUACGAUGGGGGUCUGUGGACUCCCAAAAUUUACAUAUUUAUCAAAGUGUGAAUUUGAGAAAAUUCUCCAAUUGCUUGUGGUAUAAUAUUU
Molecule: messenger RNA, 3943 nt
Organism: Syngnathoides biaculeatus (alligator pipefish)
Lineage: Eukaryota; Metazoa; Chordata; Actinopteri; Syngnathiformes; Syngnathidae
Gene: adm2a
Product: adrenomedullin 2a
Exons: 2
Coding region: 56-517 (153 amino acids)
Biological process (GO): regulation of systemic arterial blood pressure; positive regulation of heart rate; adenylate cyclase-activating G protein-coupled receptor signaling pathway
Cellular component (GO): extracellular region
Molecular function (GO): hormone activity
Source: RefSeq, a predicted model, not a curated record